GAAUCCUUGAAUCGUGGUAUGAGCGAGUGAUUUGAUUGUACUUGACUCCGAGUAGACUCAUAACUGGAUCUGGAUACAUCUCCGAUCUCCGUCUCCGUCUCCGAGCCGCAUCAAAUCUUUCAAUCCAUUUUUCAGGCUCAUACCCAUCUUCUCUCCUCCAUUUAUGGCGUUCGAAUGACGGCUCCAUCCCUGAGAACCCUCGUCAAGGACUCGACUUUUGUCCGACAUUUUCACUGCUGUGGUACUAAAGUUUCUACAAUCCCAGGUCUCCAUGGCAGCUGCUCCUGUUCCAAGCUAUGCUCUGGAGGUCAGAGACAACGAACCAGACGAGAAGGACGGUUAUGGCGACAGCAAAUGCGCCUUCUUAGUGGUAGCUCUUUGCCCUUGUCUCGUUUUAUUCAUUAUCCUCCUCAUGGUCGUUUCCAUCGUUCUCGUAGUGAAGUUUCGUGCUUUCUGUCAUAUCCCUUUUCACGGUCUCUCGAGUUUGUUUUACAAGAAGAAAUGCUAGCCCUGGGCUCUAGGGUUUUUAGCACUGGGAGUUGUUCUGGGGUUUCAUACGAAUAUUCGACACACAGACACCCAAUGGAAGAAAUCGACAUUCCUAGAAGUGGUGGCGGUUUCGGCGCUAGAUCUGCGCCACCUUCGUGUUUGCGUUAUUGUCUGAAUCAUCGAUUUGAUGGUUCUAGUGGGGCUGCUCCAGUUAUUUGGCUACGCUCCUAUUCACAGCCGCUUCACUUCGUUCUACCAGAAAAAAUGAUUGUUUUGAAUUCAAAAGCUUCAAACAUUAGGUUGUUUUCUGGGGUUUCAGAUGAGGAUACAAUAAUAAAUGAAGAGGAAGGAGAUAUGGAGGAAGAUGGUGAAGGUGGGGAUAUUAGGAGUGAGGACAAGUGUUUCGAGUCCACUGCAGAUCCAAAAGAGGUGGAAAGAGUCUGCAAGGUGAUUGAAGAAUUGUUUACAUCAGACAGGAGCAUGGAAGCGGUUCUUGAUCAAUGUGGAGUUGAUAUCUCUCAUGACCUUGUUGUGGAUGUGCUGGCUCGGUUCCGGCAUGCCUGGCGUCCGGCAUUCCGAUUCUUCUGUUGGGCAGGACAGAGGCCUGGAUUUUCACAUAAUUCAAUAACGUAUAAUUCAAUGAUGGGCAUACUUGGGAAGACGAGGCAGUUUGAGAGCAUGGUGGUUAUGCUUGAAGAAAUGGGUAAACAAGGGCUUCUAACAGUAGAGACGUUCUCCAUUGCUAUCAAGGCUUUUGCUGCUGCACGGCAUAUGAAAAAAGCAGUUGGGAUUUUUGAGUUGAUGAAAAAGCAUAAGUUCAAAGCAGGUGUUGAUACAUUCAAUUGCUUGCUUGACGCCUUGGGUAGGGCAAAGCUUGGAAAGGAAGCUCAAGCUCUCUUUGAGAAGUUGAAGGAUCGGUUCCCACCAAAUUUGCAGACUUAUUCAGUUCUCCUUGCUGGAUGGUGUAAAGUGAAGAAUUUAAUGGAGGCAGGGAAAGUAUGGAAUGAGAUGAUUGAUAAGGGUCUUAAACCUGACAUUGUAGCCCAUAACAUAAUGCUUGAAGGGUUGUUGAGGGGUAAGAAGAGAUCUGAAGCAAUCAAGCUGUUUGAGAUCAUGAAGGCCAAGGGUCCUUCUCCAAAUGUCCGAAGCUAUACCAUCUUGAUAAGAGAUUUGUGCAAGGGUAGUAAGAUGGAACAAGCUGUUGAGUACUUUGAUGAGAUGCUUGAUUGUGGUUGCCAGCCAGACCCUGCUGUUUAUACAUGUUUGAUUGUGGGGUUCGGAAACCAAAAGAAGAUGGAUAAGGUGUAUGGACUGCUGAAGGAGAUGAAAGAGAAGGGAUGCCCUCCUGAUGGCCGAACUUACAAUGCCUUGAUCAAACUUAUGACCAAUAGGCAAAUGCCAGAUGAUGCAGUUAGGGUUUACAAGAAGAUGAUUGAGAGUGGUAACCAACCAACAAUCCACACUUAUAACAUGAUCAUGAAAUCCUUCUUCAUAGCAGGGAAUUAUGAGAUGGGGUGUGCUGUUUGGGAUGAGAUGAAUCAGAAGGAGUGUUGCCCUGAUGACAAUUCUUAUACUGUUUUCAUCGGGGGGCUCAUAAGACAAGGAAGACCAGAAGAGGCUUGUAAAUACAUAGAGGAGAUGAUAGAGAAAGGAAUGAAGGCUCCUCAGCUUGAUUACAAUAAGUUCGCAGCUGAUUACUCUAGAGCUGGGAAGCCUGAUAUUUUAGGGGAGCUGGCUCAGAAAAUGAAGUUCUCUGGAAAGUUUGAAGUUGCCAAUUUAUUUUCUAGGUGGUCUGAAAUGAUGAAAAAAAGGGUUAAGAGAAGAGAUCAUGGUCAAAUUGAAAAACAGUUUGUCUGAGUUCAUGAUUGGAUGUGUUUGUCUAAGUUUGUAAUUGGAGCCUAAUACUGUUUUGGCUCCUGAAUGAAGAAUGAACUACAUUCAUUACUUUCCCAUUUCCAUGCCCUUGACUAUGUUAUCCUAUUAUCCUCUGUAUAUGUUUGGCCUAUGCACAACCAUAUUUUCCUUAUGUAGUAUAUUUUGCUAAUGGUUGCAUAGAAUGUACAAACUUUUCUGGUAUUAUUCUAUUCAAAUUGUAGUGUUUGUAGUUUCUUA
Molecule: messenger RNA, 2601 nt
Organism: Nelumbo nucifera (sacred lotus)
Lineage: Eukaryota; Viridiplantae; Streptophyta; Magnoliopsida; Proteales; Nelumbonaceae
Molecular function (GO): protein binding
Source: RefSeq, a predicted model, not a curated record